UCAAAUAGAACAAAGAACGCGAUGCAAGAGAGCGAAUAAGUGAAGUAUGCUCUUGAGAGAGAAUAAAGAGCUUAGUUUAAAAAGAUGAAAAUCGGAAUUAAUUAUUGAACUUAUUGUCGUACGUGAAAGUUGAAAGAGCGCACAAUUAGUAUUUACGAUUAGUGGACGGAUUAAAAAAAUGGAACAAUAAUAUGCGCCAUGGGAAUCGGUGGAUCAACUUCAAGCCGUCCAACUACCCCCAUAUCAAUGAACCUCGAAAGACCAAAGACAUCAUCCUCUGUACUAAGUCGGAAAACAAGCCCAAGUUCUGUGCAAGAAGAAAAUCUCCAGAAACCAACGGAUUCUUGCUGUUCUCAUUUUAAAGAAAACCAUGUUGGUGUUACAAGGACUGUAACACCAGUGUCACGAAACAGCAAAGCAAACAGUUCCAUUGACGAUGAAAUUGAAGAAAUUGUUGCCAACACAUUGGAUAUAGUGUCAAAUCAAAACAAUUUAAGGCAGCAAACUGCAAAUCUCAGGGAUACUGAUAGAGGUGGUGGUAUCACCCCUUUUCGUGAUGCUGAUAUCAGCUCAGCCAGAAGCAGAACAGUAGGACAGAAAAGACUGUUGCGUUCUGGCAGUUUGAAAACUUUGCAAAAAAGGCCUAGUGAUGAUAGCGAAUUUCAAUUUGAUGCCAAAGAAUCAUUGCCCGAAGUUGAUUUUGCCAAAUUCAAAAAAGUCAACCAUCAGACAGCACAUAUAUCAUUGCUAAAAGAACGAACAAAAGAAAAAUCGUGGGGAAAUGACAUCCUUAAUCUACCCGAUUGCCCAAGAAGCAGUGCUGUAGCUGUCUUUCGUCUUGCUACCAAGCACGAUUGCUUAUACGCUCAUCUUUUCCGUCUUAAAAUAGUGGAUAAUCCUGCCUGCCCCCUCUGCCGCAGUGGUGCGACGAUGGAUGCUGAACAUCUUCUCAACUGUUCAAUUCUCGCAAAGAACUGCAUCUACUCCCGAUACUGGGAGGCCAGAGAACUUUUGUUCAAUUUAAGUUCUUGA
Messenger RNA from Parasteatoda tepidariorum (common house spider), 1032 nucleotides. The record is from RefSeq and is a predicted model, not a curated record. NCBI's taxonomy places the organism in Eukaryota, Metazoa, Arthropoda, Arachnida, Araneae, Theridiidae.